GUUUUGCUUCUCAUGAAUAUGCCGCAGAGGGGUCGGGGCGGUGCUGACUCCGAGCGCGGCGCGGAGGCCGGUGAGGAGCUGCUGGGAUCCGGUGUGGCCAGAAGCUGCCAUCCACUUUCUUGCACCUAUGCAGAACCCAAACCAUGACUCCCGUGUCCUUGGACAUCUUCUUUGGGUCCAUGAUUGGCUGUAGACACGGUCUACGUGGUUGGUCCUGUUCUCAACCCCUUCUGUGGAGCAACCUGGUCUUUUACCUGAGUCACGGGAGCUUGUGCACCCCAGCCCGGCCUACGAUGAGGCAGCUGCCGGGAAGGGGCUGACGCGUGCACUGAGUUCAUCGAGCCUCAGCCCAGGUGCCACCAUGGCCUCCCAGACACACCCCCUGCGCCCCCCACCUCCCUGCCCUACCUCCAAUGGCAGCAUGGGGGCCAGAGGUGGGCAGCCGGCAGGCAGCCCCGAGACAGGUGACACUUGCCUGAAGCCGCCAGUUGGGCCCAAACCCCGCAUGCUGCCCAAACCGGCUGUACCUGCCAAGCCCUGCACCCCGGCACUGUCCCCUGGGUCGCGGCCUCCCCGCCUCGAGUUCCCCUCUGCCGAGAAGAUCAACCUGCUGGCGGGUCCCAAGCCAUACGGUGGCAGCAGCACAGCCCUUAAACGCCUGUCCUUCGGCCUCAAGAGCCCCCCAGGGGAGACCUCCAAUGGGAAGGGGGCACCGCCACCUGCAGUGGGAGCCCCACUCUGUACCACGGAAGAGAGAUCGCUUGCUCCUGUGACGCUCCCUGAUCAGGGGCCCCUAGGAGUCCUCAAGGGCACUGCCCCGUUCAAAGUGAAGCCGGUGCCAGUGGCGGCCAAGCGGGAGCGCUUCCCCGGCACCACAGUGGAAGAGAUCUUGGCCAAGAUGGAGUGCCCCUGCAAAGAGGGGUCGGGCAGUCCUGACCCGGCCUGGGGCCCGCGCUCAAUCUUCAGCCCUGAUGGCAGCUCCCGCUUCGGGCCCAAAGGCUAUGCCGCCUUUCGGAGACAGCCUAGUGCUGAGGGAGGGGAAGGUGACGCCAUCGCCCCCCGCUUUGAGGCCUCCUGGGUAUCUGGGCCCCCCGAAGCACAGGAGAGCAGAGCGUCCUGUGGGGACAAGCCGGUCGCUGGCAGGAUGAAGAGGGAAGGAAGCCCGAGUCCCAUUGGAGAACGCCCGCCAGAGCCCUCAGAUGGAGAAGCAGAGAGACACCCUGGCUCAGCCUCCAGGGAAAGUGGCUCCUCCCCAGCCAGCGCCAGCUGCAACGGGGACCAGUCCGGACGCAGAAAGCCGCCGUCCCCCCCUGGUUUUUCCUUGGCCCGGACCUGUCCCAUCCCUGUGGCUCCUGCUGAGCUCCCGUUCAGGGUGGCCCCUGGCAACUCUGCUGGCCUUGCCCUGGCCCCAGGGGCCCUCUACCUCCCUGCCGAGCAUCCUGCCUCAGCCCUGGGGUCCCCUGCUGUGCCUGCCGAGCUCCCUGCCCUGGGCUCGCCCCCUGCCCACACUGAACUCCCCACCAGUGUUGGGCCCGGCUUCCCAGGCACCCCUGAGUCUCUGGCUAAGUUCCCCAUAGGCCUAGUCCCGGCCCCUGAUGCUCCAGCUGAGCUCUGCCACAGAAUCUCCUGCUCCCUGGGGUCUCUGGAGGCUCCUGGUGAGGGGUCCCAACCCCCCUCUGGCCUCCCUGCAGGCAUGGCACCAGGCACUCCAGAUGCCCCCGCAGAGCUCCCCCGUAGCCCCCCUGCAGGGCGGGCCCUGGCCCCAGGCAUCCCUGCUGAGCUGCCCCACAGAAUCACUCAAUCCCCAGGGGCCCCCAAAGCUCCUGUUCCAUCCCCAGACACCCCCAAUCUGUGUCCUAAGCUCCCCACCAGAGUCUCUUGGUCUCCGGGGUCCCCCGAUGGACGCACUGAGUCCCCAGUGUCCCCAUACAGCUCCCAAUCUCCUGAGCGGGGCUCCCCUUCACUCUCCAGUGAUGCGGAGCCAUUCACAGGGCCUGCGCCAGCAGAUGAGGACUUCCAGUGCCCACAGCUGGGGCUACAGCGCUCCUCAGAUGGGGUGGUGCAGCUGCCAGACAAGGAGCUAGGAAUGGGAGUGCUGCGGGGCUCCCUGGCUGCCCUGCCCAGGGGAGGGCCCCCCCACCCUGGGCCACCCCUGGAGGGUGAGUCCAACUGGAACCUGUCUCAGUCAUUUUUGUGGGCGUUCCCAUCCCGGGCUGUGGAGUGGGAGCCCCCCAGGUCCCCCCUUAGAGAGGCAGAUGACUCUGGCCUCUCUGAGCAGGGGGACUCGGAAGGGGAGGGCCUGGCCCCCAGCCCCAAAGGGUCUGAGGAAAGCAGCAGCUCUGAGGGGCAGAGGGCAAGGCAACUCAGCACUGCCCUGGAUUGGCAGGACGCCGAGGCUGCAGGGAGUUCUGCCCGCCUGGAUGGUGCCAUGGGGGCCCCAUGUGAUCAGGGAGCGACUGAGGUGGGGGGCCUGGAGGCCACAUGUCCUGGGGGCCCCGUCGCACAAACGGAGGCAGCCGUGGCCGAGCUGAAGGGCCCUGCAGUGGUGGAUGAGGUGGGCACUAUCUGGGAGGAGCAAGGCAGGCCACUGCUAGGCGCCCCCCUGCGGCUGACCGAGCCAGAGCCAGACCAGGAGCAAGCCGCCCCAGUCCUGUUGUCUGACACUCCCCGGCCAGUUGGUGCUGACCAAUGCCAGGAGGACGACUUGGCGUCAGUGGGGAGCUGCCAGGAGGGCCUGAGGCCAGGCAGGGCGGGUUCUGAGCCACAUCCCAAUGCACGCUGGCUGGAUGAGCUGCUGGCAUCGCCCCCGCCCAGCGCAGAUGAGACCAAGAGAAAGGGCACGCCCGAGCCCAGGGACCCUGCAGGGCCAGAGGAUCUCCUUGGUUGGUCGCGGAAGGAUCUGUGCAGCGAGUUUGGCAUCAGAGGGGCCCACCGGGCCGGUGAGUUUGGCUGGGCUGGCGAGACUGGCAUGGGGAAGACAGAAUGGCCCGGCAGUUACAGAGCUGGUGAGACAGAGCAGGAUGGGGAGUUUGGCACCGGCACACGGGACUGGAGUGGCGUGUACAAAGAGACAGAGCUGCUGGGUGAUUCCAACGUGGGACACGGAAACUGGCCUGACGCCUACGGCAUCGGGGACAGCUGCCGGCAGGAAGGGGAGUUCAGCCCCGGCAAGCCAGACUGGAGCAGCCAAUACGACAUUGGUGGUGCCGACAGCUCGGAUGGGGAGUUCAGUACCAGGAAACUGGACUGGACCAGCACCUACGUAAUUGGGGACAACACCCAGCAGGACAAGAGGUUCAGUACCAGCAAACCAGACUGGACUCCUGAGUACAGUGUGGGUGAUUCAGCCCGGCAGGAUAGAGAGUUUGGUACCAGCAGGCCAGACUCUACCCAUGAGCCUGGUGUCGGUGAUAUUGACCAACAGGAUAGAGAGUUUGGUAUUCGCAAGCCAGACUGGACCCGUGAGCACGGUGUCGGUGAUACAGACCAGCAGGAUAGAGGGUUUGGCACCAGCAAGCCAGACUGGACCCAUGAGCACGGUCUCAGUGAUACGGACCACCAGGAUAAGGAGUUUGGUGCUGGGAAGCCAGACUGGACCCAUGAGUGCAGUGUCAAGACCAGUGGGCAGGGUACAGAGUGGACCCGUGAAUAUGAAGUUGGCAAUACUGCCCAGGAGGACAAGCCAGAUUGGACCCGCAAGUUCAGUGAUGAUGCCCAGCAGGACAGAGCGUUCAGCCCUGACAAGCCAGCUUGGCUUGGUGAAUAUGACAUUCACCAUACAGAUCAGGAGAGUGCCUUUGGUUCUGGUGUUGGAGACCCCGACAGCUCAGCCGAAGAGCCUGGUGCCAGGAAGCCAGGGUGGAGCGGCACCAACUGGCAGGAGAGCAAGUUUCUCUUUGCUAGGAGGGAUUGUGUCAGUGAUUUCAGGAUCGGAGGAGCUGAGCACGAAAGCCAGUAUGGUGUCAUUGGGACUGAGCGGGCAGGUGGCUUUGGCUUGAGUGCUUUGGAUCCAUCUGGUGCCAUCGGGACCCUGGGCCCAGCAGAGCUUGGAGAGAGCCAGACUGACUGGGCUGGCCAUACCAGGACUGUGGACCUGGAUGAGCCCAGAGAGGCUGGUGUGGGACACUCUGACUGGGCCCAAGAUCUAGGACUCCAUGGCAUAGGUCCCUCUGUUGGCCUGGGGGCAAUCAGUCCUGAGGAGCCCAGCAGGGGAUGGAUGGACUGGACAAAUGAACUGAGCGUGAGCAGCAUGGAUCCGUCUAGCAGUCUGGGGAUGGAGGGCUUCGAUACACCCAGAGAGCCUGGCGUGGGGCAGCCAGACGGGGCCAGCGACCUCGGUACGGGAGGCCCGGCCACAGCCCGUGGCUUCGAGAGCGUGGGCCCAGCAGAGGCCAGUGCGAGACAGACUGACUGGAGCCAUGAGUUCGGCUGUGGGGACGAGGGGUCCGCUGAGACCAGGGAGGCUGGAGCAGGGCAGAUGGACUGGGCCAGCGAGGUCAGGAUUGGACGUGGGAAACAAACCAAUGCCACAGCCAUGACUGGCUUGGAGCUGCAUGGAGACAGCAGUGGCCCCGGCAGCCCCCAGCUCUCUGGCCCGAGCCCCCUUCUGGAAGAGAUGUUGGCCAAGGCAGUCGCCCAGCGCAAGAGCCCCAGAGAGGAGAGGGGGCUGCCUCCUAGCCCUGACGCCCACCCCUCCCCCUUACCACAAGAGGAGGAUGGCGGGCCCCGGCCCGAAGGGGAUGGCGCACCCAGCCCGUCGGAUGCCACGGACAGGGACUGGCUGCCAAUAGAAGCGAGGAAGCUGAGCCAGCCAGGGCGCUGUGGGAGCCAGCCCUCCCCGCCAGGCGAGGACUUCGCCUUCCUGGAGGGCAUGGAAGUUCUUGACAGCACCAUCUACCGGAGCAGAGCCAACCUGGGCCGCAAGCGAGGUCACCGGGCGCCGGCCACGCGCACUGCAGGCACCCUGGCACUGUCUGAGGUGGAGGUGGCCGACUGGAUGUUCCAGGACUCUACAGAGCCCAGAGCAAUGCGCUGGGUGUCCUCAGAUGAGGAGGCGGCAGAGGAGCCCCAGAGCCGGUGGACACGGCCCUCGCUGGCGGCCAAGGGGUUGAAGGUGCCACUCUUCCCAGGCCUGAACCCCUCAGCUCUCAAGGCCAAGCUGCGGGGCCGGAACCGCUCUGCAGAAGAGGGGGCCCAGCUGGGGGAGGCCAAGCCAACCCCUCCCAAGGAGCCCCACGUCCAGCGCUCCAAGUCCUGCAAGAUUCCCGGCUUGGGGGGAAAACCCCUGGUGCUGCCCCCCAAGCCAGAGAAAUCCUCAGGGUCAGAUGCCACCUCGCCCCACUGGCUGCAAGCGCUGAAGCUGAAAAAGAAGAAAUCCUGACGGCCCCAUUGAGGCCUUUCUCUCCUGCUGCUGGGGCUGGGACAGCUGACUCUCCAAAGAGGCUCGUCGGGGUGGAAGAGGGGACGGCGCAGUGAUGGGAGACUCCCCUCCGCCCACCGUGCACAGCUGGGACCCCUGGCAGGGCAGUUUGGGGGUGCAAGUGGGGGCAGAGGAGGCACAUCUAUGCACUUUGUAUCACACUCGCUCUCUCCCCGAGCUGCCGGGUCCCUCUGUCCCCGUCCCUGCAAGCUGGCUGCUUCCUCCGCUCUGUCCUUUAUACCAUGUACCUGGUCUAAAGCCUCUAUUAUUUUGUAAUUGGUGACAGGGCCCAGCCCUGACCCUUCCCCUCUAUGUCGCGGGCAGGGGGAGUCCUGGGGCUAGGGAGUUGGCUCACUCUCUGCUGCUAUCCUACACUUUCCCAGCCAAGAGCAACAGAUUACUUUUUCUAUGCCACUUGACGAAACAAUAAACGAUUUUGGGUAAUGGUGGGGGCAGCUGCA
Molecule: messenger RNA, 5880 nt
Organism: Caretta caretta (loggerhead turtle)
Lineage: Eukaryota; Metazoa; Chordata; Testudines; Cheloniidae
Gene: CNOT12
Product: tankyrase 1 binding protein 1
Biological process (GO): double-strand break repair; cellular response to ionizing radiation
Cellular component (GO): heterochromatin; nucleus
Source: RefSeq, a predicted model, not a curated record